AUGGCCAUCAGCAUCAGCAGAACGCUACUGCUCCGGUCGCAUCGCCCGAGCAAGCAGCUGACCGUACUGUGCAGCUCCAGCAAGCGCUACUCCACGAUGGCGGGUCCGGAAUCGACCGACCUCAACCCCGUGGUCGAGCUCCCGGGUCUCGGAAAGCUGAAAGGCUCAACGACACGGGGCGCCUGGACGGGCGUAAACAUCCUGCAGUUCCUGAACGUCCGCUACGCCGAACCGGCCACCGGUGAGCGACGGUUCAAACCGCCCGUCCCGGUACAGCCCUGGGACGGGGUGAUGGAUGUGUCCGAGCCGAAGCUCGGCUCGCCGGUGUACAAGCGCAUGAAGCUGCUGACGGAGGAGCAGCGCGCCCAAAACCUGGAGGACUGUAUCAAUCUCAGCGUGUUUACGAAAGAUUUGCGCGGCCGCAAACCGGUGAUAGUGUACGUGCACGGCGGCGGGUUUUACGACGGUGCGAUCUUGCACUAUCCACCGAACUACAUCAUGGAGAAGGAUGUGGUGCUGGUGGUGCCACAGUAUCGGCUCGGUGCGCUUGGGUUUCUGUGCUCCAACACGCGGCAAAUCCCGGGCAAUGCGGGCGUGAUGGAUGUGGUGCUAGCGUUCGAGUGGGUGCAGAAGUACAUCAGCCAUUUCGGGGGCGACCCGGGGCAGGUGACGGCCAUGGCACAGUCGUCCGGGGCGGCGAUGGUUUCCAGCAUGACGUACAGCCCGCUGGUCGAUACGGAGCGGCUGUUUCAGCGGCUCAUCCUGCAGUCGGGCAACUGCCACGGGUCGUGGGUGUGGGACCGCAGCCCGGAGCGGAACUGCCGCGACAUUGCCGGGUUUGCCGGGUUCGAUCGGAAGGCACCGCUCGAGCAGGUGGAGCGCUUCCUGAUGGAGCUGGACAUUUUCAGCCUGAUGAAAGCGUUCACCCAACAUUAUCGCCUUCGUACCCCGAACGGUACCGACACGAUCGGGGGCGCCCGUAUGGUGUUCAACGACCCGAACGGGCUGUUCCCGGAAAACCCGUACUUCAUCAUGCGCAAGGGCGGGGGGCGCAAGAACAUGCCGCUGCUGACCGGCGUUACCCGGCACGACGGCACGUUCGCGUUUCUGGAGGUGUUCAACAUACUGCUGUUCAAGAAGCUGAUCGGCGACCCGCACAUCACGAUCCACCGGAUGGUGGACGAGGUCAACCAGGUGCUCGGUGUGGACGAUCCGUCCUGCACGGUACGCACGCUCACGAUGGCGCAGUUCUUCACGCACGAGCAGCUAGCGUCGGGCGAUUUGCGCCAGCUGCUGGCCGGGUUUUGUGACCACACGGCGGACGUACUGAUCAAGGGUCCGGUGCUGAAGAUGGCCCAAAACAAUGCGAUGUACCUGCCGGACCAGACGUACCUGUACUCGUUCGACUAUGCCGGCGAGCAUACGCGCUUCGGGUACGGCGGCGACACGUCGGCCAUCCCGUUCGAUGGCGGCGUACAUCACUCGAACGAUCUGAUGUACCUGUUCCCCUACCCGCCGAACGCCGCCCAGCUGAACGAGCGGGACACGGCGGUGGCGAAGCGCAUGGUCGACCUGUGGACGUCUUUUGCCAUCAGCGGCAAACCGGAAGCGAACGAUGUGCCCGCCUGGCCCCCGUUGAAUAACGUACUCGGACCGUAUCUCAAGAUUAACGAGCAGUUUACGAUCGGGCAGGACUUUAGGGAGGAGUUUACCGUCGCGAUCAAGAGCCCGGCCGAGAUUCAGAAGAAGAAACCCCACCCAAAACCAGCGCAAUAGGUGCGGAUUGGGAUUGGUGUUGGGAUUGGUGCAUCACAAAUGAGGGAAUAAAGUGUGUGUGAAUGGUUAAUGUUUAAACUAGAGCUGAUUUCCCCUUUGCUAAGCGGGGGAUGGUGCGCAGCAUUUAUUACACGUAAUAGUGGCCGGCGUAACACGUCACCGUUUCUUUUUCCCCCCUUUCCGGUAUUUGGUUAACU
Molecule: messenger RNA, 1973 nt
Organism: Anopheles merus
Lineage: Eukaryota; Metazoa; Arthropoda; Insecta; Diptera; Culicidae
Product: glutactin-like
Exons: 4
Coding region: 1-1776 (591 amino acids)
Source: RefSeq, a predicted model, not a curated record